AUGGGAGGUUGGUUGCUGCACUGCCUGCUCCAACCAAGGCUGGCACUUUCCAAAGCUCUGAUAACGAAAUUUGAUAUCGUGUGGAGUCUAAACGCACUUCGUGAUCGCAAAUUCGGCAUGUUUGACUCGUGCGAAUCCAGCUUUCCGUUCGCCCAAAGAGUCAACCGUCCCCCGGGAACGUGGGUACCACCAAAAGACGCCGCUCCGGGACCCGCUGCCGGACGCCAAGACCAUAUCGGCAUCCGUGAAUCUUCAAUUCCGCAAUCCCGCUCGCGAGUGUUCUCGGCCCCGGGAUCUAUUGUCACCUGCGUAGGUAUGCAGCCACAGGAACAUAAGGACAGAAAACUUUGUUACUGGCGAACCCCACAAGCCUCGGUUGUUGGAGCACUCAACUUGUUGAUUUUGAGUGUGGACAGCGCGAUCAUGCGCCCCGACAAUCCACCAGGGACGGGAAGACGUGCAACCCCGGUGCGUAUCAGCUUUCAGAUGGCGGUGCUGCAUACGUCGUUCGGUACCCACGAGCUUGUCCUGGAUGAUGCGGAAUCACCAGAGGAGGGGCCCCAUGGGAAGGGAAGCUGCCUAGCCUGA
Molecule: messenger RNA, 588 nt
Organism: Colletotrichum acutatum
Lineage: Eukaryota; Fungi; Ascomycota; Sordariomycetes; Glomerellales; Glomerellaceae
Exons: 4
Coding region: 1-588 (195 amino acids)
Source: RefSeq, a predicted model, not a curated record